AAUGGCCAGACUCCGCUCAUGUUGGCUGCUGAGCAAGGCAACUUAGAAAUUGUCCAAGAGCUUCUCAAGAAGGGAGCUAAUUGCAACUUGGAAGAUGCAGAUAAUUGGACAGCUCUUAUUUCAGCAUCUAAAGAAGGACAUGUGGAUAUCGUAGAAGAGCUGCUCAAUUAUAAUGUCAGUUUGGAGCAUCGAGACUUGGGCGGAUGGACGGCUCUGAUGUGGGCAGCCUACAAAGGCCGUACGGAAGUAGCUGAGCUGCUCCUUGAGAAAGGAGCAAAUCCAAACAUCACGGGAUUGCAAUACAGUGUUUAUCCAAUUAUUUGGGCUGCAGGACGAGGCCACUCAGAUAUAGUGCAUCUCUUGCUGCAACAUGGAGCUAAAGUGAACUGCUCUGACAAAUAUGGAACCACCCCUCUGGUUUGGGCAGCAAGGAAAGGUCAUUUGGAGUGUGUGAAGUAUCUGCUGCAAAUGGGAGCUGAUGUUGAUCAGGAAGGAGCUAAUUCUAUGACUGCACUUAUUGUAGCAGUGAAGGGUGGCUAUACUGACUGUGUUAAAGAAAUACUGAAAAGGAACCCAAAUGUCAAUUUAACAGACAAAGAUGGAAAUACAGCUUUGAUGAUUGCAUCAAAGGAGGGCCAUACUGAAAUAGUGCAGGAUCUUCUUGAUGCUGGAACCUAUGUGAAUAUUCCUGAUAGAAGUGGAGACACAGUGCUGAUUGGAGCUGUGAGAGGAGGCCACGUGGAAAUCGUGAGGGCCCUGCUCCAUAAAUACGCUGAUAUAGACAUUAGAGGCCAGGAUAAUAAGACUGCUUUGUAUUGGGCAGUUGAGAAAGGAAAUGCCACAAUGGUGAGGGAUAUCUUGCAAUGCAAUCCUGAUACUGAAACAUGUACAAAGGAUGGAGAAACACCACUUAUAAAGGCAACUAAGAUGAGAAAUAUUGAGAUAGUAGAGCUCCUUCUGGACAAAGGAGCCAAGGUUUCUGCCGUAGAUAAGAGAGGAGACACUCCCCUUCAUAUUGCCAUUCGUGGAAGGAGCCGUAAACUUGCUGAACUGCUCUUAAGAAAUCCAAAAGAUGGUAGAUUGCUUUAUAGACCAAACAAAACAGGAGAAACACCUUACAAUAUUGACUGCAGUCAUCAGAAAAGUAUUUUAACACAGAUAUUUGGAGCCAGGCACUUGUCUCCCACGGAGUCUGACGGCGACAUGCUGGGCUACGAUCUCUACAGCAGUGCUCUGGCUGAUAUUCUUAGCGAACCCACCAUGCAGCCACCUAUUUGUGUUGGGUUGUACGCGCAGUGGGGAAGUGGAAAAUCUUUUCUUCUCAAGAAACUGGAAGAUGAAAUGAAAACUUUUGCAGGACAGCAGAUUGAGCCUCUGUUCCAGUUCUCUUGGCUUGUUGUAUUCCUUACACUUCUGCUGUGCGGAGGUUUGGGAUUACUACUUGCUUUCACAGUGGAUGCAAAGCUUGGAAUUGCAGUGUCCCUCAGCCUAUUAGCAGUUCUUUAUAUAUUCUUUGCCGUAAUUUAUUUUGGUGGUCGAAGAGAAGGUGAGAGCUGGAACUGGGCCUGGGUGUUAAGUGCCAGGCUGGCAAGACAUAUUGGGUAUUUAGAGUUGCUUCUCAAACUCAUGUUUGUGAACCCACCAGAACUACCAGAACAAACCACUAAAGCUUUACCUGUCAGAUUUUUGUUUACUGACUACAAUAGACUGUCCAGUGUAGGUGGAGAAACGUCACUGGCUGAGAUGAUUGCGACCCUCUCCGAUGCGUGUGAAAGGGAAUUUGGUUUCUUAGCAACAAGGCUAUUUCGAGUCUUCAAGACAGAAGAUACCCAAGGUAAAAAGAAAUGGAAGAAAACUUGCUGUCUCCCAUCCUUUGUGAUUUUCCUGUUCAUAUUGUCCUGCAUUGUCUCUGGGAUUGCUUUGCUGGCCAUAUUUAACGUGGAACCAACAAACAUGACAGUGAAUGCUAUUCUUAUAGCAGUCGCGUGCGUUGUUGGCUUGGCCUUUAUCUUGAAUUGUCGCACCUGGUGGCAAGUGAUGGAUUCGGUUUUAAAUUCUCAGAGAAAACGUCUUCAUCAUGCUGCCUCCAAGCUCCACAAGUUAAAAAGUGAGGGGUUCAUGAAGGUUCUGAAAUGUGAAGUGGAGUUGAUGGCCAAAAUGGCAAAAACCAUUGAUAGCUUUACUCAGAAUCAGACAAGACUUGUUGUAAUUAUUGAUGGGUUGGAUGCUUGCGAACAAGACAAAGUUUUACAGAUGCUUGAUACGGUGCGAGUGUUGUUUUCGAAAGGCCCUUUUAUUGCUAUUUUUGCAAGUGAUCCACACAUUAUUAUAAAGGCUAUUAACCAAAAUCUUAAUAGUGUCCUUCGCGAUUCAAACAUCAAUGGGCAUGAUUACAUGCGAAAUAUAGUCCAUUUACCUGUGUUUCUGAAUAGCCGUGGGCUGAGUAAUGCAAAAAAACUGAUGGUAGCUUCAACGACCAAUGGAGAUAUUCCCUAUACAGAGAAUGCAGGACUACAUGAAGAAGUUGACAGAAGAGUUUCUCAGAACAGUCUUGGAGAGAUGACCAAGCUUGGUAGCAAAACUGCUCUUAAUAGACGAGAUACUUACAGAAGACGACAGAUGCAACGUACCAUCACUCGCCAGAUGUCUUUUGAUCUGACCAAGCUUUUGGUUACAGAGGAUUGGUUCAGUGAUAUUAGUCCUCAGACCAUGAGAAGAUUACUUAAUAUUGUUUCUGUGACAGGUCGUUUAUUGAGAGCUAAUCAGAUCACAUUCAAUUGGGAUAGACUGGCUAGUUGGAUCAAUCUCACAGAGCAGUGGCCUUACAGAACAUCAUGGCUCAUACUACAUCUUGAAGAGACUGAAGGUGUUCCAGAUCAGCUGACUUUAAAAACCAUUUAUGAAAGAAUUUCAAAGAAUAUUCCUACAACAAAAGAUGUGGAACCUCUUCUGGAAAUUGAUGGAGACAUACGGAACUUUGAAGUUUUUUUAUCUUCACGGACGCCUGUUCUUAUAGCACGUGAUGUAAAAACCUUUUUGCCAUGUACUGUAAAUUUAGAUCCAAAGCUACGAGAAAUCAUUGCAGUCGUUCGUGCAGCAAGGGAGCAAAUGAAUAUUGGAGGACUUCCCUAUCCCACGUUGCCUCUGCAUGAGGCCCCUGCUAGAGCAACAUCUCUGUUCAGUCAGCCUUCUUCAGCUUGCUCUUCAACAACCUCUUUUAAUGGACCUUUCAAUAACGGGGUUUUAUCACCACAACCUCAUAGCAGUUACUAUAGUGGUAUGACAGGACCUCAGCAUCCAUUCUACAAUCGGCCAUUCUUUGCCCCAUAUGUUUACAUGCCAAGGUAUUACCCUGGCAGUUCUCAUCUCAUCUCACGUCCACCACUAAAAACGAGUUUGUCCAGGGAUCAGAACAAUGGCCUAGAUGUUAUCAAGGAGGAUGCUGAUGAGGGUCUUUCUUCACCCACAGACCCCUCAAUGGGAGCAGGAGCAGGCACAGGGUCGGCCACAGGAGUGUCCCUUGUGCCUCUGAGCACAAUGAGCGUGGAAACUGUGUGCGAGAAGCUCAAGCAGAUCGAUGGGCUGGACCAGACUAUGCUUCCUCAGUACUCUGCAACUAUACGAAAGGCAAAUAUCAAUGGCCGUGUCUUGGCUCAGUGCAACACUGACGAACUGAAGAAGGAAAUGAAUAUGAAUUUUGGUGACUGGCACCUGUUCAGGAGCAUGAUACUUGAAAUGAGGAGCUCGGAAAGCCAGGAUGAAGCUCCUCUGCGUCACAGUAACUUAAGCUGGCAGUCACAGACUCGCAGAACUCCAAGUCUGUCAAGUCUUAACUCUCAAGAUUCUAGCAUUGAAAUAUCAAAGCUCACUGAUAAGGUGCAGGCAGAAUAUAGAGAUGCGUAUAGAGAAUAUAUUGCUCAAAUGUCACAGUUAGAGGGGGGUGCUAAUUCUACUACGGUGAGUGGUAGGUCCUCCCCUCACAGCUCAUCUGCUUUCUAUAUGGGGCAGAGCACAUCAGGGGGUUCCCUGCAUUCAAGUGCAGAACAAGAAAAAGGAAAAGAUGGUGAACAGAAACAAGAUGAUGGAAGAAAGUCCUUCUUGUUGAAGAGGAAUGAUGUUGUUGAUUACAGUACGUCAGGAGUUUCUACUAAUGAUGCUUCUCCUUUGGAUCCUAUUACUGAAGAGGAUGAAAAAUCUGAUCAGUCUGGUUCCAAGCUUCUCCCAGGAAAAAAGUCUUCAGAAAGAACAAGCAUUUUCCAGGCUGCAGAUAUAAAGCUUAAGGGAGUUACUCUCCGUUAUCAGAAACUUCCAAGUGACGAAGAUGAAUCAGGAACUGAAGAAUCGGAUAAUACUCCACUUCUUAAGGAAGGUAAAGACAAGAAAGCAGAUGGGAAGGCAGAUAAGCAGCCCAAAUCCCCAGAACAUGGAUCUGAACCGAUCAGAACAUUCAUCAAAGCAAAGGAGUAUUUGACAGAUGCCCUUUUGGAUAAAAAAGAUUCUUCUGACUCUGGUGUAAGAUCCAACGAAAGUUCUCCAAAUCAUUCCCUCCAUAAUGAAGGAGCAGAUGAUUCCCAGCUAGAAAAGGCCAAUCUCAUUGAGCUUGAAGAUGACAGUCACAGUGGAAAGCGAGGAAUUCCACACAGCCUUAGUGGCCUUCAGGAUCCAGCUGUGGUUCGCAUGUCUAUUUGCUCAGAAGAUAAGAAGAGCCCAUCUGAAAGCAGCUUGAUAGCGAGCAGCCCAGAAGAGAGCUGGCCUGCUUGCCAGAAAGUCUAUAAUUUAAACAGAACCCCUAGCACAGUAACCCUAAAUAACAACAGUGCCCCAACCAACAGAGCCAAUCAAAAUUUUGAAGAAACAGAAGGAAUCAGAGAUUCCUCUCAGAUUAUCCUGCGCCCCGGCUCAAGUUCCAGCUCAAGCGCAGUGCAGAACGAGAACCUGAAGAGCGGGGCCCACAAGCGGAGCCAGCGCUCGAGCUAUGCCCGGCUUUCCAAAGAUUCUUCCGAGCUCCACACCGUGGCCGCCUCCGAUGGCGCCAGGUUCGGAGAAGAGAGAGAGAGUAUCCUGUGAAAGGAAGGCAGAGGAAAACGGAGCGUGCCCCACGCUUGCAGCUUGCUGGGCAUUCUUUGUCAGUGUGAGGCUAUGACAGCAGUGUAGUUUGAACUUUCCAUUCAGUAAUUAACAGAUCUAGAUUAUUCUCAGUCAUUUUCUUGGAAAGAAGAAAUUUGCAAGAAGCAAAAGUCCUUCAGACUUUCCUUCU
Molecule: messenger RNA, 5257 nt
Organism: Tinamus guttatus (white-throated tinamou)
Lineage: Eukaryota; Metazoa; Chordata; Aves; Tinamiformes; Tinamidae
Source: RefSeq, a predicted model, not a curated record